UGCGCACUACACUUUAUUCCGUUAGCUGUCAAAAUAGAACAUUUUCCUCCUUAACCAUGGGCCAGAGUCAGCGCAGCUACCAGUGCUAACAGCUUAAAUGUCUCCAGAGGUUAAGAAAACAACACACUGCGGCUUUUUGGACUUUUGAAACAUCAAAAAUGUCUAUACGGACCUGUUUUGGAGACUAGGAUUCUAUCUUCGUUACCAAACGCACUAACGUAACGUGCUAACAGCUGCCGUGAUUGUGGACCUAUCAAAGUUGGCACUGACCUUCAACAAGAGUAUUAUUUUUAGGUUUUGUACAGUUUAAUAAUGACAAUAGCAUGAUUGUCAGUAAUCAUUAACCAUGGCAGUUAUUCUGUCUUCUGGAGUAUCCUAGAACCGGAGUAAAACAGGAUUUAAAAAAGAGCCAAAGAGGCAACGCGGCUGUCCUGUUGCGAUGGGCAACCGCGGGAUGGAGGAUUUGAUCCCCCUGGUCAACCGCCUCCAAGAUGCCCUGAGCAGCGUGGGGCAGAGCUGUAGCCUUCACCUGCCACAGAUAGCUGUGGUGGGUGGCCAGAGCGCAGGAAAGAGCUCCGUCCUAGAAAACUUUGUGGGAAGAGACUUCCUUCCACGGGGCUCAGGAAUUGUCACUCGCAGACCUUUAAUCCUCCAGCUACUUAGUGCUAACACAGAGUAUGGGGAAUUUCUCCAUUGUAAAGGAAAAAAGUUUGCAGACUUUGAUGAGAUUCGCCAGGAGAUAGAGGCAGAGACGUGCAGACUGAUAGGAUCUAACAAGGGCAUCUCUGCUGUCCCCAUCAACCUGCGGAUUUAUUCACCGCAUGGUAACAUGCUGAACCUGACACUUGUAGACCUGCCCGGCAUCACCAAGGUUCCCGUGGGCGACCAGCCACCAGACAUAGAGUACCAGAUACGAGACAUGAUCAUGCAGUUCAUCUGCAGGGAAAACUGUCUCAUCCUGGCUGUCACGCCAGCCAAUACUGACCUGGCCAACUCUGAUGCACUAAAACUGGCCAAAGAUGUUGACCCACAGGGCCAACGCACAAUUGGUGUAAUCACUAAGCUGGACUUGAUGGAUAGAGGAACAGAUGCCCGAGAAAUACUAGAGAACAGGUUGCUUCCCCUACGCAGAGGUUACGUAGGGGUUGUGAACCGCAGCCAGAAAGACAUUGAUGGGAAAAAGGAUAUUAAGGUAGCUCUGCUCGCAGAGAAGAAGUUCUUCCUGUCCCAUCCGGCCUACAAACACAUGGAUGAAAGAAUGGGCACCCCAUAUUUACAAAGAAUACUCAACCAGCAACUGACAAACCACAUCCGGGACACUUUGCCAGCCUUUCAAAGCAGUUUACAGAGUGAGCUCCUGGCUUUGAACAAAGAGGCUGAAUUGUACAGACAGUAUAGUCCUGAUGACCCUGUACGUCGGACCAAGACACUACUACAAUUAGUUCAGCACUUGGCUGUUGACUUUGAGAAACUAAUUGAGGGCUUGGGUGACGAAGUCAACAUCGUUAAUCUGUCAGCAGGUGCUAGGAUCAACCAAAUUUUUCAUGAGCGCUUCCCCUAUGAGCUAUCCAAGAUUGAGUCUGAUGACAGGAGGAUACGCCGGGAAAUCAACUAUGCAAUCAGAAACAUCCAUGGUGUCAGGACUGGUCUGUUCACUCCUGACAUGGCCUUUGAAGCCAUAGUGAAGAAACAGAUAUCCAAACUAAAGGGGCCGUGUGUUAAAUUUAUUGACAUGGUCUGUCAAGAACUAAAGACUACUGUGCACCAGUGUAUUAACAAGCUCAGUUCCUUUCCCAAACUGCGAGAUGAGACAGAGAGAAUUGUAACCACUGAAAUCCAAGAACAAGAGAGCAAAUGCAGAGAUCAGGUCUUGUUGCUCAUUGACAUACAGCUUGCCUACAUAAAUACCAAACAUGAAGAUUUCAUUGGCUUCACUAACACCCAACAAGCACACAACCAAAGCCAUAAGAAGGUUGUUGCAGGGAUGGCAGGAAACCAGGUCAUACGCAAGGGCUGGCUGACCAUCAGCAAUAUCAGCAUCAUGAAAGGUGGAUCCAAGGAGUACUGGUUCACCCUCACGGCUGAGAGUCUGUCCUGGUUCAAAGAUGAUGAGGAGAAAGAGAAGAAGUAUAUGCUUCCUCUGGACAACUUAAAGCUCAGAGAUGUGGAGAAGGGCUUCAUGUCCAGCAAAUUUGCCUUUGCUAUCUUCAACACUGAGUUAAGACCACAGCAUACCAACAGCAGGCUCAUUAAGGAGCUAAUCAAAGCCAGAGAGCUUGGAUCAGAGAUGAGGCUGCUCUUGUUUGGAAAGAAUUGCUCGACUCACCACAGAAAGGAGGGAGAGAGAAGAAUUGGAAGGGCUGAGAGGAGAAAGAAAGCGGGAGAGCGAGAAUCAGAGCCAUCAGCCAGGAAUGUGUCAAAAGUCUGUCCUAUGGCGCCCCCCUUUUUCCUGCUCCCUCACUCUCUCUGUUUCUCUUUCUGUAUCUGCAUGUGUGUGUCUAUGUGUGUGUGGUAGACAUUGCAGUGGUUUUGUCCCUGUCUGACAGUAAUCAAAAACCUCAGGAAACUCUUCAAAUCUAAAGCAGGCAGUGUUCCACAGACAUUUUUCAAGAUGAGUGCAAAAACUCACAUUGACCAUGAGCUGAGGAGAGGACAGCAAAGGAGAUGAGAGAAAAAAACAAUUGAUACGAGUGAUAAAUCAGCACACAGAACAAUUUUAAUGUGUUCUUGCUGGUGUAUAUGAAUGCUAUUGUCCUGAUCUUAGUGUAAUAGCAUUCUAGUAUUGUCAUUGUUGGCUUGGCUCCCUGUUUGUUAGCCACCACACCCUGACUUAUUAGCCUCACCCAUCCUAGCCCAGCCAUAAGCUCACACACUGACUGUCUAUUUCUUGGAGUUUCUGUACAGUUCUGGCCGUUUUCUUACUCUUUUUUUUUUUUUGUCUCUGGUUCUCACACACACAAAGGUUUGACAUAUUUGAGGUUAAUUGCUAUGUGAGAAGGAAGCAACGAAAGGGGGAAAGAAACAACUGAAGUGAUUAAAGAAAAAUGUUUAACAGAUGGGCCACAAGCUGGUCCAGACCCUUUUUUUGUUUCUUAUUUUGCUGUGCUGCCCCACAGCAAAAGUACAGAGAUAAUAUGAUGGUGUGAAGAGGAAAGUGAGGAGAAACAGAGUGGGAAAGGAGCUUGGGAACAACUAGAUGAUGGAGAUAAUGGAAUAAGUUGCACUGAGGGAGGCCAUGUCAACCACAGCAGCUGUGGAGAAAACAUGAAACUGUUUUAUUUUGUAUGUGCGCAUGUUUGUCUGUAGUUAUGUGUAUGUGCAAGUGCGUGUGGCUUUGUCCUUAACACUGUUCAGUGAAGCAUUCUCUCUUUACAUUCCUUUGGACUGUAUACAAUAUUUUAUGUAUGUAACAUAAUACAUUUUGGGGAGACUGGCCCAAAUCUGUUAAACCCUUUGUUCCAUUAAGGACCUGUUCCCAACAUGAGGCUGGCCCGUAUGGGUUAGUGCAAAACCUGUGUCAGCCCUGUAUCAUUUCAUUUACAGUGCACAAGAUGUGGGAGUAGGGCACAGGUUAGCCAGUGCACCACAUAAAUAUGUCUACAUACAGUACAGUACAUUCCACUAGGCUAAAUGUUUGUAAAGUUAGGGAGACUGUAUUAGCCUAAACCACACACAAUUAAUCAACAUGAAAAGGAAACAUGUUUGUUUUUCAUGAAGACAUUGUUUAUUGCUCUAUAAUUCCAACCAAAUAAGCAGCAUGGAAGCUCUGACAAUU
Messenger RNA from Monopterus albus (swamp eel), 3775 nucleotides. It is a transcript of the gene dnm3a, whose product is annotated as dynamin 3a. The transcript has 16 exons. NCBI's taxonomy places the organism in Eukaryota, Metazoa, Chordata, Actinopteri, Synbranchiformes, Synbranchidae. Gene Ontology annotation, cellular component: plasma membrane; cytoplasm; microtubule. Gene Ontology annotation, molecular function: microtubule binding; GTPase activity; GTP binding. The record is from RefSeq and is a predicted model, not a curated record. Bases 440 to 2515 code for a protein of 691 amino acids. Gene Ontology annotation, biological process: synaptic vesicle budding from presynaptic endocytic zone membrane; receptor internalization.